ACUAGACCCAGCAUUUCUACCACCACUACUACUCCUACUACCACGCACCAACCCUUGUACAUUGCAACAACUGCUCUCUCACAUCGAACUAGCGUUUGCCAUGGAAAUUCCGGCGGAUCAAAUGCCCGAUGGCUGGACGAAUGACCCUAAAGAGCUCGAGGGAUAUUUCAGCCCCAAUUCGCAAGAGGUGGAAUUUGCGAGAGACCAUGGUCUAGGGGACGUCUCGCUACUGCUCGUCAACACACGCGAUACUGGGAAUCUCGGGUUUAUCAUCACAUCCGGGGGGCGUUAUUAUUGGGGUGAUUUCAUGAUUGAUUAUCUCUUUGAGAUCACCCAGCCAAAGACUUUCUCGGCGAUUCUAUGCCGUCUUGCCCAAGGGGGAAUUACGGCUUUGGGAAUGAAACGGAUGAAGCAGAUACCGCUCGAGGGAGAGAACAAGGACGUCUGAGUCGAUUGAGUCAGCGGGAUAGUCUUCCAGAAUGAAUCUACAUGGAUCAUCUCAUCGUCUUCACAGUCGACGGAAGACGAGCGAAGGUGGU
This is a messenger RNA of Aspergillus candidus, 539 nucleotides long. RefSeq lists its product as uncharacterized. The transcript is spliced from 2 exons. The record is from RefSeq and is a predicted model, not a curated record. NCBI's taxonomy places the organism in Eukaryota, Fungi, Ascomycota, Eurotiomycetes, Eurotiales, Aspergillaceae. The coding region runs from base 101 to 448 and encodes 115 amino acids.